This is a messenger RNA of Sporothrix brasiliensis 5110, 3378 nucleotides long. RefSeq lists its product as uncharacterized. Bases 1 to 3378 code for a protein of 1125 amino acids. The record is from RefSeq and is a predicted model, not a curated record. The transcript is spliced from 2 exons. Gene Ontology annotation, molecular function: phosphopantetheine binding. NCBI's taxonomy places the organism in Eukaryota, Fungi, Ascomycota, Sordariomycetes, Ophiostomatales, Ophiostomataceae.
AUGGCUACUGCUGCUCCGGUCUCGUCGUCGGCCGCCAGCCCCUUGUCACCGCACAGCCAAUUUCGCACAGAGGGUUCUGCCGUCGAGAACGACGCAUCCUCUUCGACCCCGACACCGCCGCUACGCGUCGUCAACGAUCUGUUGGUCCGCCGCGUGAGGGAGGGUCCUCAUUCCCCUUUCUUUGCCUACCCGGCCACGCCGCGGGGCAAAGACGACUACGUUCAUCACACGGUCGGAGACAUUGACCGCUAUGCAGAUGCCGCGGCCAGUCUGUAUCUGCAGUCUGGCGUUGUUCCGCAGCAUCCAAGUGCGCAAAAGGCCGAGGUUGUUGCACUCCUGGCACCUUCCAAUGUAGACUACGUUGUGUCGAUGUUUGCACUGUCGCGGUUGGGUUUUGCUGUGCUGUUGCUGUCGAACAGGCUGGCCACGGAGGCCAUUGUUAACCUGCUGCAAAAGACGCAGUGUACUAAGAUCAUCGUGUCGCCUCAUUAUGUGACCGCGGCCGUUGAAGUUGCAGCUACCGCGUCAACAGCAAACGGCCAAGGGCAUGGUCCCGUCUCUGUCUUUAGUCUCAGCGAGUACGGGCAGUACACCACGGUGUCCGCCCCGACCGAUACGGCAGCAGCAGCGGCUGCUGCUGACAACCACGCACUGGUCGAGGCCGCUUGGCCGUCGUUUGCAACCAUGCCGGCAGCCAGUCUAGCAACCCGGAUUGCCUUUGUCAUCCACUCAUCCGGCUCGACGGGCCUUCCCAAGCCCAUCUUCCAAACGCACGCGGCCUGUCUCGCCAACUACGAGAGCGGUAUUCCAUACCGCGCCUUUAUUACGCUGCCGCUCUUCCACAACCACGGACUCUCGACGCUGUUCCGCGCAUUAUGUGCCGGCAAAGCCGCCGCCCUCUACAACGCCAACCUGCCGCUUGCCGGCAGCACGCUGGUGGCGUCGAUGCGCACCGUCGCGCCCGAGAGUCUACACUGUGUGCCCUACGCGCUGAAGCUCAUGGCCGAGGAUCCGCGCGGUAUCGACGCGCUGCGCGCGCUCAAGCUGGUCCUGUACGGCGGCAGCAGCUGCCCAGACGAGCUGGGCGACCGGCUCGUCGCUGCCGGUGUCUACCUUGCGGGCCAUUACGGAGCUACCGAAAUGGGCCAGUUAAUGACGUCCUUCCGCGACCCGGAGAUGGACAAGGAGUGGGCGUAUAUGCGACCCGUGCCGUCAGCCAAGCCGUUCUUGCGCAUGGUACCGUUGGGUGCCGGUGCCGAGGGCAUCGACACAACCUACGAGUGCGUCGUGCUCGACGGCCUGCCGUCCAAGGUCUUGUCCAAUAGCGACGACCCGCCCAACUCGUUCCACACGCGUGACCUGUUUGCCAAGCAUCCGACGAUGCACGACGCCUGGAAGCACCUCGGCCGUAUCGACGAUCGCGUCACUCUGUUCAACGGUGAGAAGGUCCUACCCAUCCCCUACGAGCACCAGAUCCGCCAGCACGGUCUUGUGCGUGAGUGUGUCGUCUUUGGUGUCGGUCGCGCCGUUCCGGGCAUCAUGAUCGUGCCAAGCGACAAGGCCGCCUCGUUGGCCUCGGAGAGCAACAACAAGCUGCUGCUGGAUGCGCUGAUGCCCGCCAUUGAGGCCACCAACGCGCAGACUGAGGCGUUUGGUCGCAUCUCGCGCGAGAUGGUCGCGAUCCUGCCAGCUGACACUGAGUAUCCGUGCACCGACAAGGGCACUGUGAUCCGGGCCGCCUUUUACCAGCGCUUUGCCGCUGAGAUUGAGGCCGCAUACGUCCGGUUUGAGGGUGCGGCCGGCGACGGCGCAAAAGUGACCGCAUCGUCAAAGCCUCUCCUCACUCUAAGUGAGACCGAGGUCGAGAGAUACCUCCUCGACCUCUUCACCAAGGCUCUUGGUGUCCCUGCUGAUCGUCUGCAGGCCGACACAGACCUGUUUGACGCUGGCGUCGACAGUCUGCAGGCCAUCACGGCCCGUGCCCAGAUUUUGAGAGAGAUCGACCUCGGCGGCCGCAAGCCAGGCCACAAUGUCGUCUUUGAGCUGCCCAGCAUCCGCCAGCUCGCCCAGCACUUUGUGGCGCUGCGGACCGGUAGUAAUGGCGAACAUGACAGCAACGACACCAGCGAGAUCAAGGCCAUGGACGAGCUGAUUGCCAAGUACAGUGACUUUUCAGCGUUCGCCAAGUUCGACUCGACAACAACCAAAACACGUCACGGCGGUCCACAGACCGUGCUACUGACCGGCGCCACGGGCUCUCUGGGCGCACACAUACUGCAUCAGCUCGUCCAGAAGGACGCACAACAGGUGGCACGUGUCUACUGUCUUGUCCGGGCCCCGUCACGCGCCGCUGCCGAAGAGCGUGUCCAGGUGACACUUGUCGCCAAGGGCCUAUCGCCGCUUCCACGGGACGAGCGCGUUGUCUGUCUGUCCGCCGAUCUUAGCCAGGGCUCGCUCGGCCUUGACGAUACGGUGCUGGCCGAUUUCCGCGAGACCUUGACCACCGUCGUCCACGCCGCCUGGGCCGUCAACUUCAGCCUCGGCGUCCGCAGUUUCGAGUCCCACCACAUCCGCGGCACGCGCAAUUUGCUCGACGUCGCCCUCUCAAACGUGGGCGGCGGGCGGCCAGCCGCCCGUGUCUUCUUCUGUUCGUCCAUCUCGGCCGCCGCUGGUGCGCCCCUCCCUGCCACCAUUUCCGAAGGAUACGUUACCAAUCUCCACCACGCCCAGGCCAUGGGCUAUGCCCGCUCCAAGGUCGUCACGGAGCAUAUUGUGCGUGCUGCCGCCGAGCAGACCGGCAUGACCGCGCGGGUCUUGCGUCUGGGCCAGAUCAUUGGCGACGCCGAGCGUGGCAUCUGGAACACCUCCGAGGCCAUCCCGCUGAUUUUCCAGAGCGCCCGUACCACGGGCGCCCUGCCGGCAUUGGAUGAGACGCCGUCGUGGAUGCCUGUCGAUGCCAUGGCACGCGCGGUCUUGGAGCUGUCUGGCUUGACGGGGCGGCCUGAAGAAGACGACGCCGACACCGGCGGCACCGUCGAUCUGUCCACGGUCUACCAGGUCCAGAACCGCAACGUGUUCCGCUGGACCGACGACCUGCUUCCGGCUCUGCGUGCCGCCGGCCUCGAAUUUGAGAUUGUCCCGCAGCGCGAAUGGGUGGCUCGCCUUCGCGCCUCCGACCCAGACCCACGCCGCAACCCAGCCAUCAAGCUCAUUGAUUUUUAUACUGGAAAGUACGACAACGACCGGCCUGGACGCGCAGGCCUUGUUUUCGAUACGCACAAGACGGAGGCAGCGAGUGCCACCGUGCAAUCCGGCUUCGACGUCAUUGGGAGCGGGCUGGUAGCAACGAUGGUGUCCUGGUGGAAGACGCAGUGGUAA